UCAAUUAUCACCUCUCUUAUCUCUCUCUCUCUAUAUUUGUUUCACAUCUCUCUCUCUCUCUCUCUCUGAUAUCUGUGUUUAUUUUAUGGACAAAGGAUGGUGUCUAACCCUUGAUACUUCUUCUUCUUCCUCUCCUUUCUUUCCUUCCAAACAGCCACCUACCACUUCUUUGAAUCCUUUCUCCAAUCUCACCCAGGAUAGGAUGUUCCCCCUCUUGGGAUUCCCGGUUAACCUUAGCCGUGCCGCCAACAGGGAAGAUGAUCACACCACUGAUGACAACCGGAAGGUGGUUGGUGAAGUUGACUUCUUCUCUGACAGAAACAAGCCAUCACCUCCAGCUAUCCACGACCAUGAUAAUAUUAAUCAUCAACAUGUUAAACCCAACAUCACAAGUACCUCUGUCAAGAAGGAGAUUCCUUCCGAUGAAAAAUUUCCAAACUCUAAUCUCCACAUAAAUACUGGGUUACAACUCCUUACUGCUAACGCUGGGAGUGAUCAAUCUACGGUGGAUGAUGGGGUUUCAUCAGAUGCUGAAGAUAAGCGAACCAAGACCACUGAGCUUGCACAGUUGCAAGUGGAGCUUCAACGCAUGAAUGCUGAGAACAAGAAGCUGAAAGAGAUGCUCAACCAUGUGAGCGGUAACUACACGGCCUUGCAGAUGCAUCUCGUGUCAUUAAUGCAACAGCAACAGCAACAGAACCAGCGUACAGAGAGCACAGAAAAUGAGGUUGUUCAGGCAAAAGCUGAGGAGAAAAAACCCGGUGUUGGUGGAGGAAAGGUACCAAGACAAUUCCUAGAUAUAGGUCCCAGUGGUACAGCAGAGGUAGAUGAACAAGUUUCCAAUUCUUCUUCCGAUGAAAGAACACGAUCGAGCACACCUCAGAACAAUAACAUUGAUGUUGGAACAAGGGAUUACGUGAGAAAUAAUAAUGGUAAAAAUGAGCUGGGUAGGGAAGAGAGUCCAGACUCAGAAUCACAAGGGUGGGCUUCCAAUAAGCUUCAGAAAUUGAACCCCUCCAAUCCUAUGGAUCAAUCCACAACAGAAGCCACAAUGAGAAAAGCUCGUGUCUCAGUUCGUGCACGAUCAGAAGCUCCCAUGAUCAGCGAUGGAUGCCAAUGGAGAAAAUAUGGACAAAAAAUGGCUAAGGGAAAUCCAUGUCCUAGAGCAUAUUAUAGAUGCACUAUGGCAGUUGGUUGCCCAGUUCGCAAACAAGUUCAACGUUGUGCGGAGGACAGAACCAUUUUGGUAACAACAUAUGAAGGUACACAUAACCAUCCACUGCUACCUGCUGCUAUGGCCAUGGCAUCGACCACAGCAGCUGCUGCUAGCAUGUUACUGUCAGGUUCAAUGUCCAGUGCAGAUGGUAUAAUGAACCCCAAUUUGCUAGCAAGAGCUAUUCUUCCAUGUUCUUCUAGCAUGGCAACACUUUCAGCUUCAGCACCAUUCCCCACUGUCACAUUGGACCUCACCCACAAUGCAAACCCAUUACAAUUCCAAAGACCUCCUACCCCAUUUCAAGUACCCUUUCAAGGGCAGCCUCAGAAUUUUGGGUCAGGAGCCACCCCACUUGCACAAGCGCUUUACAACCAAUCCAAAUUCUCUGGUCUUCAAUUGUCUCAGGAAGUGGGGUCUUCCCAAUUUGCCCCACAACCUCCAAGACCACCGUUACAUCCAAGCCAACAGCCCUCGCUUGUUGACUCAGUCAGCGCCGCCACCGCAGCCAUCACCUCUGAUCCAAACUUCACGGCUGUGCUCGCUGCUGCUAUCUCCUCCAUCAUUGGUGGUACUCAUGCAAACAACAACGGCCACAACAACGACAACAAUAACAACAGGACUACUGUUAGCAGCUUUUCAGGAAACUAAAAACUUUUCUUCUUUGGUUCUUUUUUUCUUUGGAUAAUAUUAUUCGUUCUUUUUUUUGUUUUUUGUUUUGUACAUCAUGGGUAUAAGGGAAAAUGAAAUCAUAAAAUGUUCAUAUUCUUUGAGGGAUUAGAUCAGGAAAUGCUUCAUUUUUUCUUUAUGCUUUUCACUUUGAAUAAUUUGGAUAUUUAUUCAAAAAUAUCCGAGUAAAUAGG
This is a messenger RNA of Gastrolobium bilobum, 2076 nucleotides long. Its product is annotated as probable WRKY transcription factor 31. Gene Ontology annotation, biological process: regulation of DNA-templated transcription. Lineage: Eukaryota; Viridiplantae; Streptophyta; Magnoliopsida; Fabales; Fabaceae. Gene Ontology annotation, molecular function: DNA-binding transcription factor activity; sequence-specific DNA binding. The transcript has 6 exons. The record is from RefSeq and is a predicted model, not a curated record. The coding region runs from base 86 to 1864 and encodes 592 amino acids.